Molecule: messenger RNA, 2495 nt
Organism: Sebastes umbrosus (honeycomb rockfish)
Lineage: Eukaryota; Metazoa; Chordata; Actinopteri; Perciformes; Sebastidae
Product: eukaryotic translation initiation factor 4E type 3-like
Exons: 7
Coding region: 403-1062 (219 amino acids)
Biological process (GO): translational initiation
Cellular component (GO): eukaryotic translation initiation factor 4F complex
Molecular function (GO): translation initiation factor activity; RNA 7-methylguanosine cap binding
Source: RefSeq, a predicted model, not a curated record
GAGAAGAAGAAGCACUUGAAUGCUCCCCCCUGCAGCAGCAGCAGCAGCAGCAACGGGAAUAAAAGCAGCCACACUUGAAAUAUUGCUUGUUCUUAUAGCGUUAUAAUAUUUCGAGUGACAGUUAUGUGUCGACUUCUUCAGUGAGAGAAGCGUGUGUAUCUCUGCGGUGCUGCUGUGGACUGUAGGUGCUGCAGGCAGUCAGCGGGCGUCAUCGUUUCUCUGUUGUUGUUGUGUGACGGAGCAGCAGCAGACCGGUGAAGCGGCCAAUGAGUCAGCAGCUGAUCAUCGGGGGUUUAUGAAACCUAACCAACCUAUAUAUAUAUAACGAUAACAGCUCUGGUGGAAAACAUUUGCAAAAAGACAACCUUUAACGAAGUCAUUCGGGUUUUGCAGAGGUAAACAAUGUCAGUUCCAGUAGUAGCUGCGUUACAGCUGAGCACAUCAUCAUCCAGCCCGGUGCUGCUGGAGCACAACAACAUCCACAUCAGGGACAGAGAUCUGAUUUCUAGAGACAAUGAGAUCGACACUCUGCCUUUACAUUCACCGUGGACCUUCUGGCUUGACAGAUCUCUACCAGGAACAACAGCAGCUGAAUGUGAGUCAAACCUGAAGAAAAUCUACACCGUGGAGACCGUCCAGAACUUCUGGAGAGUUUACAACAACAUACCCGGCGUCUCCAGCUUGCCGUUGAGAUGUAGCUAUCAUCUGAUGAGAGGUGAAAGAAAACCACUCUGGGAAGAAGAAAGCAAUGCUAAAGGUGGUGUUUGGAAGAUGAAAGUACCCAAAGACUGCACUUCUGCUGUAUGGAAGGAGUUGCUAUUGGCCACUAUUGGAGAGCAGUUCAGUGAUUAUUGUGCCACAGACGAUGAAGUGGUCGGGGUCAGCGUCAGCGUGAGAGACAGAGAGGAUGUGUUUCAGGUCUGGAAUGGAAACGCUUCUUGUGUUGGCGAGUCAAACAUUGUCGGAAGGAUCAAUGAACUACUUCCGCAAAUACCGUUUAAAGCAGUGUUUUACAAACCACACGAGGAGCACCACGCUUUUGAAGGAGGCCGAAGACAUUAGCACAUUUUGCACAUCAGAUCCUUCGACAUAUACUGUACAUGUCUUGUUGCUUAUGAGCAUAUUUUGGAUAAUAUUUGGGCACAUUUUGACUCGAUUGAGUUCAUAGUUGCUUAAUGUAUCAUCUUAAUUACCUCAAAAUGUAGCCCGUGCAUUAUGAUCUCUCAAUCAUUGGAAAUUCCCAUCUUCUGAGCACUGUCAUUCAUAAUAAUAUUCAAAAUACUUUUAUUAUAGUCGAAAACCAUUUUAGUUUGAUUUUAUCUGUGGCAGUGUUUGUGUGUUUUUAUACUCCCAAAUUUUGCAAAUCCUAAACCAAAACACCAGAUCGCGUACAUGUCAGAUUUUUGUAGAUGUAUUAUAGCAUAUUUUGUGCAGUUUCCUGAGCACAGACAAAGCUAUAGGUCUUUGAAUUAAAUACAUUUUUUGGAUAUAAGAGGAGGCAUGGUUCCACAAAGCAAACCUUUUAUCUUAACAAUACAUGACAACGCUUUUCUAGUGAGCUCUUUUCUCCCUUUUGUAUGUUACAGCCAAAAUACCGUUGCCUGACAUAAACAUUUAGUAUGCUGUAAUGCUCAUAUAUGAGCAGAAAAUUGCACAUUCUUUUUUUAUUUUCUUUUUUUAGGAUAUGAGCAGAUUGUCAAAAGGAAUAUGUUCUUGUUACAAUACAAUGACCUCAGUACACAAAUCGUGAGUAGAUGCUGAGAAAUAUAUGCAAUCAUUUCUAUUCUGUAGAAUUUGCAGCAAAUUUGCAGUGUUGUUGUGGUUGUCAUUGUGUUCAAGCAUCGGUCCCAAAUCAAGCACUUUGUUUCUUACUGUGUGUGUGUGUGAGUCGUGAUAACUGAGACCAAAUCCACUUUGGUUUUGUGUCACCUUUUCUGAUGAAGUGUAAAGCUGUUUUCUCUGCUUUUAAUAGUAACUUGAGAUGUGUAGAUGUUAAAGUUCUAGGCCGAAUAGAGCAGAGCAGAGCAGAUUUCUUUGAAUACUAGUACUAUAAUACUUAGACAUUUGAGGUCAUUUCUGCAUAGCUAUGGAGUGUAUGCAUAGAAACCCACAGAAAUACUGCUGCUAUGAUUUCUCAAUCAAGUCAAAUGUUGAAGUAUUCAUGACGCUGGUGUCUUGGCUCGGAUUCUCUGCUUGAGAAUAUUCACAGGAGGAAGUUAGUUUUCAGACCACUGACUUUGCCAAACUUGUUUUAUUUUCCCUUUAUUCAUGUAAUAUAAGCACAUACUGUAGGAUAAGAGAAUACUGUACCCUUGCACAUAAUACAGUUCACUUCAGAUCUCAGACUUUGUAACUGAUUGUUGAUCUUGGAUGGUGCCUUGUGUUUACCAGCAGUUAGAAUGUCAUCCGUGUUCAGCAUGUUCAAAUUGUAAAUAGUCAUGUUUCUCUGUUUUAGUUUUACACGUGUUUGAGAAAUAAAGACGCCUAAACUUCCA